Molecule: messenger RNA, 1379 nt
Organism: Silurus meridionalis
Lineage: Eukaryota; Metazoa; Chordata; Actinopteri; Siluriformes; Siluridae
Gene: gatad1
Product: GATA zinc finger domain containing 1
Exons: 5
Coding region: 195-929 (244 amino acids)
Biological process (GO): regulation of DNA-templated transcription; chromatin organization
Cellular component (GO): nucleus
Molecular function (GO): sequence-specific DNA binding; zinc ion binding
Source: RefSeq, a predicted model, not a curated record
GUUUUAAUCCGGAAGAACUGUGUUUGCAUUGUGUAGAUAAUACAGGAUAGAGUUUGGUUUGAAUGGCUCUGUUAAAAAAAGAAGUAAAAACAUGAAUAGAUUUACAGGUUACUGUAAGUUUCGGUAACGCAAACUUUGUAGUAGAGAUCUAAAUAUUGUCGAAGUCUUUUUCUUUCUUUUUGUGGAAUGAAAGGAUGCCGCUGGGAUUAAAGCCAUGCUGUGCAGUCUGCAAGACAAAUUCGUCGUCGAUGUGGAAAAAGGGAAACCAGGGAGAAAUCCUGUGUAACAACUGUACAGCUAAAAGCAGCAUCACAGGACCACCAGGGCUGGCUAUCUCCUCCAACACACAGCAGAGUAACGGCGGGGGAAAACAGUCUAAACAGGAAAUCCACCGGCGUUCAGCACGAUUAAGAAGCACCAAGUACAAGGCACCUGCGUCUGAAAAGAAGGUUUCAUCAAAAGGAAAAGGAAGACGGCACAUCUUUAAACUCAAAAAUCCUAUCAAAGCCCCUGAGUCUGUGUCUACUAUUAUCACAUCAGAGUCAAUCUUCUACAAGGGUGUUUACUAUCAAAUAGGAGAUGUGAUAAAGGUAACCGAUGAAGAGGAUGGUAAACCAUAUUUUGCACAGAUCCGUGGCUUUGUUCAGGACCAGUACUGCGAGAAAAGUGCUGCAUUAACGUGGCUGAUCCCUACACAGGCUAGUCCAAGAGAUCACUUCGAUCCAGGCACUUACAUAGUUGGCCCCGAAGAGGAUUUGCCCAGAAAAAUGGAAUACCUUGAGUUUGUUUGCCAUGCACCAUCAGAAUAUUUCAAAUCGAGGAGCUCCCCAUUUCCGAUAAUUCCUGUUCGCCCAGAGAAAGGCUACAUUUGGACCCAUAUUGGACCUAUGUCCACCGUGGCAGUCAAAGAAACUCUUGGUUGUAACUAAAUGUAAAUUUAUCAACUGAAAUCAAUAUUCAAAUGUUGAUUAGGAAUUUUGUUUUUUAUUAUGUUAAAGGCAAAAUAAUCUUUCUCCUGAUAUAUGAUGUUCCUCUUAGUGUAAUGGUAACCCAAUGGUGCUACCGUGUGACUCUUUCCAGGUUAGGUUGUUACCAAUGAAGUAACAAUACAAAAACAGCACACCAUUUCAGACUCAUCUUUGGAAAGACAUUGUACAUGUACAAUGUAAAGAGAACAAGCCUAAUCAUACCAUUGUACAACACUGUAAUAUACAAUGCAAAGAAAAAAAAACUAGUCUGCUAGAAGACAUCAAUUCUGCCCAGUACAUUGCAACACGAUCUUAAAUCUAAACAGUGGGACAUGUCUAUUUGCUGGAUGUUCAAGUAGAAACAAAUAAUUGUAAAUAAAGUGUCAUUUUCAAAACAAAAAAUGAAUUAAA